ACACCAGAAGAUGGCGCUGUUCGAUGUGGCUGUUGGCUGCUCCGGUCUGCUCUCGAUGUUACACGUUGACUGUAAACAGCACCCGAUGUUGAGUUUAGAAUGGGCUCCGAUAGUUUUGUUUUUUAAUUUUAACAGGCAGUGUAUGCCGACUUUUAAAACGUGUUGCAAUCAAAAAGCUGUCGUUGGGAACAUGUUUGGAACUAGCAACGGGUCAUUCUAAGCCAGUUGACUAAUUUUAUUAACUUGACUCUGCAGUCGGCCAGGACAGGUGAGAACACCUGCAUUAUAUUAACACCAUGAUUAAGUGUUUGCCUGAAGAAGUGCAGGGGAAGCUUCGCUCCGGGGUCGCCAUUCCCUCCCUUCAGCAGAGCGUAGAGGAGCUCAUCCUCAACAGCAUUGAUGCCGAGGCGACCUGUGUGGGGGUGAGGGUGGACAUGGAGGCAUUCAAAGUACAGGUGGUCGACAACGGGGCUGGGAUAAAGGCUGAGGAUAUGGAGUGCGUGGGAAACCGAUACUACACAAGCAAAUGCAGCACUGUUGGAGAUCUGGACAACCUCAGGUGGUAUGGGUUCAGAGGAGAAGCCCUGGCAAGUGUCGUCUCACUUGCCACACUAGUUGAAAUCUCCACCCGGACCAGAUCAUCGGUAAAAACUCACAUCAAAAUCUUCAAGGAUGGCAAGGGCAUGGAUGUGUUUGAAGCGGAGACUGCUCGACCCUCUUCAGGGACGACUGUUGUCAUUUGUAACUUCCUCCACAACAUGCCAGUGCGGAGGAAGAGGAUGGAUGCUGUCCUGGAGGGCGAGAGGAUCAGACACCGGGUGGAGGCCAUUUCACUGAUGCAUCCCUCUGUGUCUUUCACCCUGAAGAAUGACUGCACAGGAGCCAUGACGGUGCAGCUUCCUAAAGCGAGAAGCACCUACCACAGGUUUGUGCAGAUACACAGCCUCGGGCGAGCACAGAAGCUUGGAGAAAUCAGCCACACUCAUGGCCAGUUUGAAGUGAUAGGUUACAUUGGCAGAGAAGGCCACUACAAUAACAGCUUGCAGUUCCUGUAUGUGAAUGACAGACUGCUCCUGAAAACACGGAUACACAAGCUUCUGAACCUUCUCCUUCGCAGACUGAGCAGUUCAAAACAGAAAAACGACAGUCCAGACGGGCAGUCUGCUCACAGGAGUCCAAAGCACAAACGAAGCCAAGAACUGCAUGGAGUGUACGUCAUCAAUAUCAAAUGCCUUUUUUCAGAGUAUGACAUAUGUCUUGAGCCUGCCAAAACUCUAAUAGAAUUCAAAGAUUGGGAUGAGAUUUUGCUAUGCAUAGAGGAGGCAGUGAAAGCUUUCCUGAGCAAGGAGAACUUGGUGGCUGUGCUUUCUCAAGAUGACUUGGACUUUGUAGCUCCCAAUUUGUUUUGCACUCACAACACAGACCAAGAGGGGCGUAACAUGGGCAAUGGUGACCAAGCAGCUGGCAGAGCUUUCUCACUAGAUUGUACUUUUGGAAUGAAACUGGCAUCUAAUCCUGUUUAUCGAAGGCGCAAAGACUCCUGUAUACACAAGGACAGUGUUGGUCAGGAGUGUGGUCCGAUGGAGGGCAAGGAAGAGACUGAAGAACAGGGGAAGCAAAAGAUAACUGCACAUGAGUUGGAAAAAAUAAAUGGUGUAGAGCGUAUAAACAAAGAAUAUAGAUCUGAGCCACUGUGUGAUUUGGCUAGACUUGAAGCUGCAUCUGAUGAUAACAUUACUGUGGAAGAGGAGUCAACCAUUAGUGACGCUGGGGAAGACACUCAAGUGUUAUGUAUGUCAAAUUCACUAGAAAGUGAAAAACUGGAACCCUCAAAAGAAAAAGAGAUGCCAUUCAACACAACUACCUCAGCCAGCAGUGUGAUCCCACUAGUCAGCAUCUAUCAACAAAUUCAACCGGCUUUAAAUGGUAUUGAGCAAAUAUUACCCGACUGCCAGGGUGCAGGAGGACAUGAACUUACUUCAAUAAAUGACAGAAGGAUCAGCCUGUCUGAUCCAUACAUUCAUGAAAAUCUGCUCACUCGGGACGUGUCCCAAAUCAACAAGUCAGUGUUUCAGCAACAAGUUUUAGUACAGAAAUGUGAGGAGAGAUCCGUUGCAUCAAAACGCAAAAUCUCACUGUGUGCCGACCAUGACAUAACUUGUCAGAAACCAUCCAUCGACAUAAUUCCCUCAAAGGUACACAGAAUUUCAACUUGUCAAAAGUUGUCUUUAUGUAAGGAGCCUGGAUCCCUUGAGAAGUUCAGAAGAACAUGUGGUCAAGCUGAUGAACUGAAAUUACCCUCUCAAGCGACUCAUCAAGAGAAUAAUACAGACUGCUUUGUUCUGAAUUCCCAGAACGCGUCUGUUUGCCAGAAAGAACAGCAAGAUGGUGGUGGUACAGAAAAAGAAGAGACAUGGAGCCGCCUCCGAAGCCCAUUAACCCUCAAAGCAUUCACCAAGUUAAAACCAGCCUCAGGACUGAAUAGAGGACGAAUAUCUUUGGCAGCUAAACUCUUCCAUUUGAAACAACUCAGGACAGACGAUUCAAACGUAUUACCACACUUGUCGAGGACUACCUCACGGGACAAAACCUGUCUCCGUCGUGGCAAUGAUGGCAGCCAAGACGGCAAUAACAACGAUAGUCACUGCGCCAUGCCACCGAACCCUGAGACAGCCCGUGGUUGCUGUGAAAGUCUUCCACUGGCUGAGAGGGAAGAGGAUACAACAUUGGGGGACUGGCUUCAUCACUACGAUACAUCUGUAGGAAAGAUAGUUUAUAUCAACAAAGUGACUGGGCUCAGCCGAUAUGAAGACCCACCGACUGAAGAAACCCACGCACGCUGUACAUCUGAUGUCACCAAUAUGGCAGUUAGUGUCAUCUCUGAAAGGGAUGUCAAUGUUGAGAGGUCCAACUCACUGAAGUCGUUGUACUCAAAGUGGAAUAAUCCUGUGUUUGUCUGCCCUCCUACGGUUGGUGUGGACAUAUCAAGUGGGCAAGCUGAGGGACUGGCCGUCAAGAUCCACAACAUCCUGUUUCCAUACCGCUUUUCUAAGGCCAUGAUUCACUCAAUGAAGGUUAUUCAUCAGGUGGAUAAGAAGUUUCUUGCAUGUCUCAUCAAUACGAGAGAUGAGGAGUCUGCAGCACUCGCUGAAGGAAACCUUCUAGUGCUGGUAGAUCAACACGCUGCACACGAGAGAGUUCGACUUGAAAAUCUACUUGCAGAUUCUUAUGAGGAUGACCCAGAGGCCCCUGGGGAGAGACGUCUGUGUUCAUCAACCAUUUUGCCACCUCUCCAGAUCAGUGUAACAGAGGAAGAGCAAAGGCUACUUAGGUCUUGUGAAGCACAUUUGCGGAGUUUGGGCCUGGAAGUGAAGUUCUCACAGGCAGCGAAUCCACAAGCUUUAGUAGGAAAGGUACCGCUGUGCUUCAUGGAAAAGGAGAGUAAUGAGCUCAGGCGGGGGAGACCAUCAGUCAUCAAGCCUAUUGUUAAGGAGUAUCUUCAAGAGCAGAUCGAGUUGCUCUGCUCAACUGGUAGAGUCAGAGGAACUCUGCCUCUCACUGUGCUGAAGGUGCUCGCCUCACUAGCAUGCCAUGGUGCCAUCAAAUUCAAUGACAGCCUGAGUAGAGAUGAAUGCUGCAGCCUGGUGGCAUCCUUGUCCUCCUGUCAGUUGCCCUUCCAGUGUGCUCAUGGCCGUCCAUCCAUUGCUCCCUUAGUAGACACCCUCCAUUUGGACAAAGACGAGAAGGAAUUACAGAAACCCAACCUCCAAAAGCUGAGAAGAAUGUAUAAAGCGUGGGAACUUUAUGGAAAUAGAUAAGUGGGUGUGUCUUUACUGUCAACAAAAUAAUUUGUAACCGAAACCUCUUGUUUGUAAAUUCACAGGAAGACUUUUAAUAUAAACAACAUAUUUAACAUGUAUAGCAAAUAUACACAAGUCGUACACAAAAACAGUUUAUGAAGGAAUUCUUAAACUGAAUUAAACAAUAACAAUUGAUAUUCCCUUGACUUCACAGUGGGGGGGGGGAAUCAUGAUUUAGGAAAAUAAAAAAAUGUAUGUUAUUAAAACAACCCAUCACCAGUUUGAUUGAUAUUUCAUGGAGGAC
This is a messenger RNA of Cyclopterus lumpus (lumpfish), 4104 nucleotides long. It is a transcript of the gene mlh3, whose product is annotated as mutL homolog 3 (E. coli). The record is from RefSeq and is a predicted model, not a curated record. The transcript is spliced from 11 exons. Gene Ontology annotation, cellular component: mismatch repair complex. Gene Ontology annotation, biological process: mismatch repair. NCBI's taxonomy places the organism in Eukaryota, Metazoa, Chordata, Actinopteri, Perciformes, Cyclopteridae. Bases 297 to 3818 code for a protein of 1173 amino acids. Gene Ontology annotation, molecular function: ATP binding; ATP hydrolysis activity; mismatched DNA binding.